Molecule: messenger RNA, 2757 nt
Organism: Cylindrotheca closterium
Lineage: Eukaryota; Bacillariophyta; Bacillariophyceae; Bacillariales; Bacillariaceae
Source: the annotation of a GenBank genome assembly
AUGUCAUUCUCAGGGAAAGGAGGACAAUCGUCUCACAAUCAUCAUGAUGACACUACUCCAACAACGUGGGCACUCCUGGCAACCUCGGUCAUUUCAGCAACCAGUGCAAUACUCUUGAGUGCCUACUUUAGCCAUGACAGCGCCAAUGCCAAUGCAAAAGAUAAGGCCUUGGAGAAUGAUAAAAGAGAAGAGCAACUUGUUCCGAAUGCCAGCCAACCAGAAAGAAUACGGUCUGUUUUAGACAAUAUAAUGAAAGUGACAGGUGGAAGAUAUCUCAAGAAUCCAUUGGCAAAAGACCUUCCACUCUGGCUUGGCGUCGGAUAUUUGAUAUUCAAUCAAAACCGUAAUAUGGCAUCACCGAACAGUAACAAGCUACUGGAUUUCUUGGUUGUUGGGCUGCUCUUGACUUUAAGGAGGGACGAAGAUUCCUCCUCAUCCGACAAUUCUUCAAAAUUCGAAUCCAAGAGAUUCAAAAAUGAUGAUGACACUGACAAGAAUUCAUUAUCAUUGCAGUCUCGGUCCAUAUUUACCCCUAUAGCUGAACAUGACCUUCCACUACCCUUGCCACACAGUAAUACCGACGCUAGCGUUGAGGAGCAGGACACCAAUCAUCAGACUACAAAUAUUGACAAGGUUUCGCCAACGACGCCACUAACGACCAACUUGACCGAGAAAGACUCUUCUACUACGCGCUACAUGGAACUAAUGGUAUACAAUGUGUCACAUACCGAUAUGGUUUUCAGCCUCGAUACUCCGGCAAAUACUACUGGCACUUCUUCUAAUGCUGACCAUUCAUCUCAACCAUCCUCCCCCGAAACACCCUUGGAGGACGAUUCGUUUUGCCUCUGCCGGCCACGGUUUUCCACCUUUGAUUAUUUUUCCAAAAAGGUGGCCGAAGUAUUGCAAUCACUGGGUACAGAAUCUUUGGUGAAGUUUCCACGCUACGAACGAUGUGACGAAACGAACCGAUAUACCAUCAAAUCAGAACCAAUGUUGGGCCAGUUGCCAAUCGGAUUUUCACUGCCGACCCCUUCCUCAUCAUCUUCUGAUAAUAACAAUGACAGUAAUAAGUCGCUCCAUGUGACUUGCAACGAGCUGAACGACUUGCGACUUCGUGGAAGAGAUAGUUCACGGAUUGCCAAUAUCCAAGACAGCGACAGCAUCAGUCUGAAUGCUGUCUUUUUUCCAUUGCUUGGUACACUCAUGCCACAAUGGCAAGGCAUGAUUCAACAAAAGUAUAGUGCUGGCCAGAAGCAACCCAAACAGGUCUUGUUUUUGGUCUCUGGAGUUGGGAGUCCACGCAAUUGGACGCACAGCAUGACGGGAAACUCGACCCAAAUGUGCGCAAAACUGAUGCAACACUACCUCCAGACACUCUAUCCCCAUUUGAUUGUGGUCCGAGUCCACUCCGAAACCAAUAUUUUCCGAUACGAUGAGAAUAUUUCCUUUGUGCAGAAUGAACUCAUGCCGUGCAUUCAAGCCUACAGGGAUGCCCACGCCAAGGGGCUGCCCUAUCCCGAUGAAGUCAUGAAUACCAAAUCACCCACAAAAGUUAGCCUAGCCUUGAUGAAUUCUGGAAGAAUGAUGGAGAAUCUUCCAUUCAUGAACGAUUGGAAAAAGAGCUUUCACGUGACUUUGAGUUUUGGUGAUGGCAGUCCUGCUAGAAAUCAUGCCAUUCAAGCUGCCUUGCGAACCUACCGACCAACCUACUACCAUUGCUGGCAACUGAAGACCUUUUGGCAUGAAUCCAAGAUUGUCGACUCGGACAUUGAAAUUCAUUCAUUUGAAGAAAUGGAAACAGUUCCUGCUCUUUCCACCAAACAGCUCCAGGACAAACCAUUGGUCAUGCAGGUUGUGGAUGAGAUCAAAACCUUUUCCAUGGAAAUGACGAGAAUUAUGUCGUUCGACAAUCAUGACAUUCAAAAGUUUUGGUUGCGGAAAACUCACAAGCCGGUCUUGGCCGUCUUGGCGGUCCAAAUGCCUGAUGGUCGGAUCAAGUUGUACCGAGGCACCAAUAUGGAAGUCAGCAUGCCCACGGGAAGUUUGUGUGCAGAGCGCAAUGUCAUUGGAACCGCCUUGGCAGACAAUCCUAGUCUGAAGCGACAAGAUCUCAAGGCCAUUGCCGUCUUGUCCGUUCCGAAACCCUCCAAGCACCAGUUUGGACGGCUGGUUCGAUCUGGCAGUGUAGCAAGCUACUGCAGUAUGCCAAGUUUGGCGCCCGACUUUGACAAUGGUGAAUCUCCCAAACUAAUGCCGUCGUAUUCGACAGAGACAUUGGUAGUAGAACAACAAGGCAGCCCAGUCUUUCAAGAUUUGACGAACGAUAGGCGGCCCCGAGCAUUCUCCAACGCCAGCGCUUCGCCUUCUUUGAUGGCGGUCAGUAGGACACCACCCUUGCAUCCAAAUAGUAUUACGAACACUGCAGCAGAACCAGGAACAGCUCCAGUACCUCCAUCCAUCACGUUGGGCCCAGCAGCAGCCGCCGCCGCCGCCGUGAUGCAGCCAAAAUCUCCUAUCCGACGGGUUUCCGUCUAUCACGGUUUGGAAAAUAACAAUAAGCGAAUCAAGCAAAAGACAACGCGAUCACGGAAACGACAUUUGUUUGUCCAUUCAAAUGAUGACAUGAAUCCCUUGCGACCCUGCGGAGCGUGCAACGAAUGGCUCAAGAAAAUUGCCGAAUCCAAUCCCUACUUUCAGAUUCUAACCUUUACCGACGCGGACUGCAAUGGAGUAUACUGCGGAUUUUGUGACGAAUAA